Messenger RNA from Phyllotreta striolata, 3693 nucleotides. Lineage: Eukaryota; Metazoa; Arthropoda; Insecta; Coleoptera; Chrysomelidae. The record is from the annotation of a GenBank genome assembly.
AGUGCAACUCCUUCUACUAAUACUCGAGGUUCUGUAGCUACUAACGCUACUGCUGCUACUGCUGCUACUGUGGUAAUCGACACCAGCGGGGAAUCAGGUUAUGAAGUAGAAGAUGUCAACAUCAAUAUCAAUGAACAAAGAGCGAGAUCACGAGCCUCAUCUCAACUAACUAGGAAAAUACUAUUAGACGACGAUCAAAUUACCGAUAAAGAUGACAUCCAAUCUACUACCCACGAGGAUAGGAACCAACCGGUAAAUUUGUGGAAGAAACCCGCCUUCACUCCACUACUACCUCCCAUCGAAGAAUGCCCGCCCGAAUGCCCCAACAAAAGCCUCAUACCGAAAUGUUCCAAAUGCUUCCAACCCCUGCGAAGACCCAUCGGUCGCUGUAACUGCAAACAGUUACCCACCUGCGAGAGUUCCUGCCAGCACUACCCCGUUUGCCCGGCGAUGAUCUCCAGAUCGGUGUUCCCAUGCAACGAAUUUUCCAUGCAAACUUGCAGCUCCCCCGUUUGCAGGCCCGUACCGUUCGAUUCCCACGGUUGCCGAACCACCCAGACCUUCCCCCAGACCGAUUUUCCCGGUUGCUUCGACAAUUAUUGCUUACAGAGCGCUCCGGUGAUGAGACACAAGGCCGUGCAAACGCGAGGACAGGACGAUUUUUCGGUCAACUUCGUUUCCUGCGAUCCUGGAAUUGGAAUGAAACGGGAUUGUUGCGUGAUGACUUUCGAUGAUCUACCACAAACGUGUACAAUCGGUACAUACUACAAUGAAGAAUUCGAUUGUAGUAUUAAGCCUGUGGUGGAGAAUGCUUGUUGUAAGUGCACGAAUUUUCCGGAACCAAUCGACCAGAUUUCGCUAGCUCCCGGUAGGGAAAGUCGCCGGAUGACUUUCAAAGAAGACGAUAAAAGCCGUCGAUCUACCUUCGUCGAGGAUCUCAGCCAGCGAAGCGUGAUUCUACAGAACGACGAGAAGGAAAGGGAGUGCUCGAUGAACUGCAGGUUUCUCGUACCGACCAAAUACACCUGCAGGGAUUGCGGUAGAGAACACGAACCGGCCAAAAGCGCCUUCGACGGGUCCUCCUGCAAUUGCGCCGUCGGACCGGACCCUCCAAUUCUAUCCUCGAAGUGCAAUUUUUGCGAUGCACCGCCCAAAUGCAAUUGCGGAAUGCCCAACGCCAAUAAUCUCCAAUCGCAACACUGCUCGUGCGGUCUGGAAUCGCCGCAAUUGCAACCGCAACAGCCGCUUCUUUAUCCUGUUCAGUCGAAUUUUACGCAGCAACCGCCGACGAUGGGCUUUCCGGGGACUUUUAAAAGCUUCGCCGGCCAGAAUUCGAAUUUACAGAACAAAUAUACGGCGUACGAGCCGCCGAAAUACUUCAUCGUCAACCAAUUUACUUGUACUUACAAUAACGAAGAUGAUAAAAUAACUGAAAUGGAAUCGUCUGGAUGCUCUUGCGUCAAAUGCAACAAGGAUUGCUGCGAAUGCACCUCCCCUUACCUCACCGACGAUCCGAUUGCAGUUGAUCAAAGCACUUCUAUCGGUAUAUUAAACAACACCCAAGACGAGCAAAGUUUCAGAUUCUUCCACUUCGAAUACAACGUCAACAAAUGCGAGAAUUCUUGUUAUUGCAGCGACGAUAUCAAAUGCAGCUCGAAUUGCAUACGGAACAGGACCAACAAAAGCACGCAGUUCGGGAAACUCCUUCGACUAAACAUCGACAAAUGCUCCUGCGACGAAUCCGUGAAAUGUUCGGCCGAAUGCAUCAAAUACCAAGAUAGAAACCCCGUCACCUAUCAGCACAAAUCCAACCAAUACUCCCUCGACAACGACAACUUCGAACAGUCCAAAUUGAACGCUCUUUUGAACAACAUCGUUUCGAACCUGAAGGAUAACACCUUCAAAACCUCGAAUAGCAUCUUGAAGUGCACCAAACACAAGUACAACCGCGAAUUCGACAUGCGCGGCUCGAAUUUGGAGUCCAUCGAAGAGGAAUCGAUGUCUUACGAGCUCGCGCCCGAGCACACUUCGUCUCAUUGCGCCGAAAAAUCCACUCCUGCAAGCGAUUUUAACAGUACAAAAUCAACCAAGCAACCGAAAGAAUUCGACAUCGAUAAAUGCUAUUGCAAAGACACUUCCAAGUGCGCUUCUAAAUGCGUUAGACACAAAAUCUCGAAUAGAAGUAAACCCGAUUCGUUCGAUAAUUCAUCCAUGUACGAUAAAAAAGUACCUAACAAACAACAAGAAGGUCCGAUUGCGAACCGAUUAUUCGAGCGCAAGCAAUUCGAUCCGGCGAAAUUCAUUCCCAAAUGCGACGCGAUCGUUUACAGAACGAACUUGCCCGCCAGUUAUCAUCAAACUGAAACUUGCUUCUGUUUCGAGGACAUUCCGGAAGGUUCCUGCUACGACAACGAAGCCGAUUUAAGUUGCCAAACGGACUGCGACGUCCGAAGAUGUUGCUCGUUUUGCUGCAACUUCUCUCACAGCUCCAACCAAUACUGCAUCGAAGACAAUCCAUGCGAAUCGGACGAAAACGCCAAUUAUUAUCAAACAUCCUGCUGUAAAUGCGAUGGCGUUUCCGAGCAAUUCUGCCGGUUCGUUUGCAGCCCCGAUUGCGACAUCUACAAACAACACCAGGAAUCUUCUAACACCAACGAGUGCGACACUCCUCGAUACACCUGCGAGGAAUGUUGCAAGUUCUCGAACGAGGAUACAGCAAACAGCAAAUACAGGACUCCCCAAUGCUCCCCAAUACCCAAUACUACGCAGACGAAUUCCGAGAACGAGAUGAUUCGAAUAUGCAGGGAGUGCUGCGAGAGGAACCAGAACGUGAUCGAUUCGGCUCUGAAGACAGGUACUUCGUUGGAAUGGGAAUCCUGCUGCGUGGAGGCGAAAGAGCCGCCUUGUCCCAGGCGAACGGAGGGUUGUCCCGACGUGAAUUUCUGCGAUAAAAACCCUUUGGAUAUAUCGGAGAGCGAGGCGGAGAUCCUCAUCAGUUCGUACGUGCCCCAAUCCAAGCGGACUUCGAGGACUUCGAGGACUUCGAGGACUUGGAGAGAGUCGUCUAAAGAGGCGAAUGGGGGUUUCGGUGAACGAAAGUACCAUUAUCUUAUGACUGAUUCGUCUACGGAGAAGGCUUUGUCUUUCGACAAACCCGCGUCUGGUUUAUCUGUAAGGGUUUACCGUAAGGGAUCAUCGAGAGCAUCGAAAGGAUCCAAAAUGGCUAGGUCAUCGAAAGCGAAUGCCACGAAAGUAGCCUUAGAGGCGAACAAAAGAUUGGUUUUGGACGAACAGCAGAAAAAUUCCCCCGUUAUUAAUCGAAAACUUAGUCCUCAAUACGAAGAUGAUAAUCAUAGUGGUAUUACUGGACCCUUUCACGAUGACGGAAUAGACGAUGAUGGAUCUAUUCUAACGCAGGGCGAUACUUCAACUAGUAAAAAAGGGGAAAUCAAUCGGCAAAACAUACCCUCGCUCUUUGAAGACACAUUAGUGAAGCAAGAUAAGCAUAGAACGGUUGCACUUCAAUCGAAAGAAGCCGGCGAGAGCAGGCCUAAGAAAGACGAAAAAAAGUCUCAUAAAUGGUUUAAAUUUUUCAAGAAAGAUAAGAAAAAUAAGAAAACUGUAUCAAUAGAGCAGUUGUCUCAAUACUCUGAAGUGGGGAAUUUUCAGGAACGAGGGAAAACGGAGAGGUAG